AUGGGUAGAUCCAAUGAACAAGAUCUACUCUCUACCGAGAUCGUUAACCGUGGGAUUGAACCUUCUGGUCCUAACGCCGGUUCACCGACGUUCUCGGUCAGGGUCCGGAGACGUUUGCCUGAUUUUCUUCAAUCGGUGAAUUUGAAGUACGUGAAGCUUGGUUACCAUUACCUCAUAAACCAUGCGGUUUACUUGGCGACCAUACCGGUUCUUGUGCUUGUGUUUAGUGCUGAGGUUGGGAGUUUAAGCAGAGAAGAGAUUUGGAAGAAGCUUUGGGAUUAUGAUCUCGCAACUGUCAUCGGUUUCUUCGGUGUAUUUAUCUUAACCGUGGCUGCCUACUUCAUGUCUCGUCCUCGCUCUGUUUAUCUCAUUGAUUUCGCUUGUUACAAGCCUUCCGAUGAACUCAAGGUGACAAACGAAGAGUUCAUAGACCUAGCUCGAAAAUCAGGGAAGUUCGACGAAGAGACCCUCGGAUUCAAGAAUAGGAUCUUACAAGCCUCAGGUAUAGGCGACGAGACGUACGUCCCAAGAUCCAUCUCUUCGACAGAAAACAUAACAACGAUGAAAGAAGGUCGUGAAGAAGCCUCGAUGGUGAUAUUCGGAGCACUAGACGAGCUUUUCGAGAAGACACGUGUCAAACCGAAAGAUGUAGGUGUCCUUGUGGUCAACUGCAGCAUCUUUAACCCAACUCCUUCACUAUCUGCAAUGGUGAUUAACCAUUACAAGAUGAGAGGGAACAUACUUAGCUACAAUCUUGGAGGAAUGGGUUGCUCUGCAGGAAUCAUAGCCGUUGAUCUUGCUCGUGACAUGCUUCAGUCAAACCCGAAUAGUUACGCUGUGGUUGUGAGUACCGAGAUGGUUGGGUAUAAUUGGUACGUGGGACGUGACAAGUCAAUGGUUAUACCUAAUUGUUUCUUUAGGAUGGGUUGCUCAGCCGUUAUGCUCUCGAAUCGCCGCCGUGACUUCCGUCACGCUAAGUACCGUCUCGAGCACAUUGUCCGGACUCAUAAAGCUGCGGACGACCGUAGCUUCAGGAGUGUAUACCAGGAAGAAGAUGAACAAGGAUUCAAGGGGUUGAAAAUAAGCAGAGAUUUAAUGGAAGUUGGAGGUGAAGCUCUCAAGACCAACAUCACUACUUUAGGCCCACUAGUCCUCCCUUUCUCUGAGCAGCUUCUCUUCUUUGUGGCUUUGCUCCGUCGAACUUUCUCACCUGCGGCGAAAACCACAAUCUCCUCUGCCACCGCCAAAACCAACGGAGCAAAGCCGUCCUCCUCUGAUCUGUCCAAGCCAUACAUUCCGGACUACAAGCUAGCCUUUGAGCACUUCUGCUUCCACGCAGCAAGCAAAACAGUGCUUGAGGAGCUUCAGAAGAAUCUAGGCUUGAGCGAAGAGAACAUGGAGGCUUCUAGGAUGACUUUACAGAGGUUUGGAAACACUUCUAGCAGUGGAAUCUGGUAUGAGCUAGCUUACUUGGAGGCCAAGGAAAGUGUCCGUAGAGGUGAUAGGGUUUGGCAGAUUGCGUUUGGGUCGGGUUUCAAGUGUAACAGUGUGGUUUGGAAGGCAAUGAGGAAGGUGAAGAAGCCUGCUAUGAACAAUCCUUGGGUGGAUUGCAUCAACCGUUACCCUGUGCCUCUCUGA
Messenger RNA from Thlaspi arvense, 1638 nucleotides. The record is from the annotation of a GenBank genome assembly. NCBI's taxonomy places the organism in Eukaryota, Viridiplantae, Streptophyta, Magnoliopsida, Brassicales, Brassicaceae.